Parasteatoda tepidariorum (common house spider) is the source of this 5003-nucleotide messenger RNA. Its product is annotated as SPRY domain-containing protein 3. The record is from RefSeq and is a predicted model, not a curated record. Gene Ontology annotation, molecular function: protein binding. NCBI's taxonomy places the organism in Eukaryota, Metazoa, Arthropoda, Arachnida, Araneae, Theridiidae.
AUGUUUUUCUUAACUUGUUACCUUAAUCGAUCGAAUGUUGCCACUUUCUUUAUUAUUCAUGUAGCUGAAUUAAGAUAUUGAUCUAAUCAUAGCAAUGUACUACUAAUACUAAUGAUGAAAAACUACGAUUUUGUUCGUAGUAUUUUUGUCAUAAAAUAUUCUUUUUCCUAUAUUACUUUACGAGCAUUUAGUUUUAGACUAAGCCAUGACCAUUGUCAGAGGAAUAUUACUUCUCAAUACUAUGUUUUAUAUUAAUGAUGUACUUUUAAACUUUAUGUACGAAUGGAUGGUGAUUUAAAAAAUCUCUUUAUGGAUGGCCGAUCUAUAUUAUAAAGCUGAAAGACUUGAGAUUUUCGGUGAUCAAAUUAGAUAUGCUCCUGAUGAAUCUGGGCGAGUUGGUAUGUUCAUUCAUAAUUUUGGUUUAAAACCAGAAUGCAAUUAUUUUGAGGUACUCAUUGAAGAUAUUGGUACUACUGGUGGAAUUGCUAUAGGCCUGGUAUCUUCUAAGCAUCCUUUAGAUCAAUAUCCAGGUUAUGUACCUGAUUCUAUAGGAUAUAUAAGUGAGGGAAGGCUUUACAAAGACACACCUAAAGUGAUUGGAAUCGGUCCGAAAUUUUAUUGCCAAGAUCGCUUAGGAUGUGGUCUGAAGUUUAAAUCUUCACCUGAAGAUACUCAAGAGAAUGAAGCAGCUGUUUUCUUCACAAAAAACGGAAAAGAAAUUGGCCAAACUGUUUGUACCAUGCCAGCUGGUGGACUUUACCCUGCUGUUGGUCUUAAUGCCUUUGGAGCUCAACUUUUUUACAUUGGACGAUCUAAGUGGACACCCGAGGAAGAUAUGUCUAUGUGCAUAGACAGUAACGAAGAAGAGUGGUCUAGAUUGCAUGAUAUCAAACUCAAUGGCUCAAUAUUAGAAUAUGCCGGUCGAGGUAAAAGUAUCAUUGAUGUUGGUUUAGCUCAAGCCAAAUAUCCUUUAGAUACUACGCACCAUUAUUUUGAAAUUGAAAUUUUAGAUCCAGGAGAAAACUGCUAUAUUGCUAUAGGUCUAGCUAGAAAAGAUUAUCCGAAAUACAGGCAUCCAGGCUGGAAUAAAGGGUCAAUAGCUUACCAUGCAGAUGAUGGGAAAAUAUUUGUCGGUAGUGGUGUUGGAGAUCCUUUUGGGCCUCGUUGUUAUAAGGGUGACAUAAUGGGAUGUGGAAUUAUGUUCCCCCGAGACUUUGUUUGUUACUUUGACUGUGAUGAAUCGAGUGAAAAUGGUCCGUCUUCCUUAAAUGCAGACUUUGAUGAUGAAUUGUCGGGGUCUCUGAGUGAAUCUGAAGAUGAGGAAUGGUGGAAAGCUAAAGAAAAUAUUGAAUUUGGUGUUAACAUACAGGUGUUUUUUACUCGUAAUGGUAAAACCAUUGGCCAGAAAGAUGUAUGCAUUCCAAAGGGUGGAUUUUACCCAACUAUUGGAAUGCUAAGCAGCGAUGAGAAAGUGAAAGUCGACUUGCAUCCUUUAACUGGUUGAAAUUGUUUUUUCCCCUGCUGCAUUAUAGUUUUCAGGUGCUUUCUAAGUCACAUCCUUCAUCAUCAGGUGCUUAUUUUUCCCUCCUUUUUCAUUCAGGUAAUCAAAUGUCGUAUUCUGUUUCUAUACCAAAUAUGUUUCACAGAAUGAAGAUUAUUUUAGAAUUUUAUUUUUGUAUAUUUUGAGUUGGGGAGAAGAAAUUGACAUCUAUUUUUUAUCGUAUUUGAAACCUCUAGUCAUUAGAGUUUCUUAAUUAUUUUUGAUUAUGAAUCACUAGUUUUAUACUCUUUAGCAUUACUUUUUUUUAAAGCAACAGGAUGAUUAACUACCAUAAUUAACCGAAUUCACAGAGUAAAUCUGCUUUAAUUCAAAUUUUUUCUGCGACUUAAUGCAGCCAGACAGAUAUUAUUGUUCUAAAAAUUUCAGAUUCAUCUAACGUGCAUAAUUUGUAAAUAUAAAAUCCUUAACAAUUUACACAAAAACUUUAUGUUGUUUCAAUUUAAGUUCAAUUUUAUGCAGUGACACUAAAAAUGGAAUGAAUUCUUUUACAGUUAAGUCCAUCAAGUAAUAGAAUAACUUUUGUUCUCUGUGUUGCUCUCAAUUCAAUUUUGUGGUUUUUAUUAUAAACAAGUUAACAGAUAUUUUAAAAAGGAGUCUCGGUGAUUCCUACCCCAGUUUGUAUAUUUGCUUUAUAAAAAUAAAACUUAGAUGCUAAGUUAUCUGCAUACGGAUACGGUUGCUGCUGCUGUGCUGAAAAAUUUAUUUUGUAAAACAGAUUGUGUAAACUUUUUCCAUACAUAUGAAAAAGUGAUGACCUGUUGCUUUAAAAAAAAAUCAUGAAUUUUUCUUCUUUAACUAUUAAUAACUUUUUAAAAUUAAACUUUUACAGUUAUUAAUGUUUAACUUGACCUACGUAAUCAUUACAAAUUUGGUUUAGCAUCCUCAAACAUUUUUUUUUAAUCCAAUCUUUUUAUUAGUCAAAGAAAAUAAAAAUUUGUUCUUAUUUUCUGAGGAUUCAAAUUUAUGUAAUUUUGUAAUAAUAAUACUUGUUCUAUUGUAUAAUCAAGUAUCUUAUUAUGUUAUUAUGCAAAACAUUUUUAACUGUUUGUAGUUUUAUUUCUGUAUAUCAUGGUAAUCAUUAUUUUGCUCAUUGAAUAAUGUCAUAUAUUUUAACAUAAGGGAACUUCUUAAAAGGUGAUUCAAAAGGCAGUGUUCUAAAUUCUAUUCAUAUUUACGUUGUAUGCACUAAAUGUUCACUAUUGAUCAAUAUAUUUUUCUAUCUAACAAAACUAUAAUAAAACUAACACUAUAAAAACUUUUUCCAUCAAAAUUUAGUUCAUUGGAUUACUUUGGUUAAUUUAUGAGAAAAGCUAUUGGCGUUUAUUGCUUGGACAAUUAUUUAUUUCACUUGUAGCAGUGGUUGGAAGUAGUUUCGCCCCGAGUAGCGAAACUACUGUAGUCACUAUUUUUUAAAAGAAGUAGUGUAGUGAGUAGUGCGAUACAAAAAAACAGUAAUUUGCAGCAAUUCCUGGCAACAACUUUUAACGUUAGUUAAAUAAAGUUCAAACAAAAAAAAAAUUUCGAAUCUGAUUGGUAAAAAUCCCAACAGCGUGCGCAAUCCAAAUGCCUCCUCUGUGGCCGAGCAUUAAUAAGAUCUACGUCUGAUGCUUGGAGAAAUUAGUCGAGUUGUUCUUAAGAAAUCGAAUUUUAAAUAUCUCACUUUUUUAAAAUUUGAUUUCACAAGAACUAUAAAGUACAUUUUUGUGUCUGAUUUCGUUACUUAAAAUAUUAUGUGCAUUAAUGAAUAAGCAUAUUUGUGGUCACCCCUUCAAACCAUUCAGAUUGAGUCCUAGAACGUGAAGAUCCAAUCAUUAGAUCAAAAGUUAUUCAGGGUGAUCUGUUUUUUAUUUUUCGCGCUGUACUUUAUUUCUUGGAUAUAAAAAGCACUGAUGACUCAAAUCACAAGUAUUUGAUAAUUUACUGGCAUUUCUUAAACUGCUGUCGAGAAAAGCAUAGAGUUUGAAAGUUAAAAGAACAAAUUUGUGAAAAGUGCUUUAGAAUAAAAAACUAUUUUGUGUAAGCAUGUCUUCUAAAAGUAGCAAAGUAGUGACUACAUUUCAAAAGUAGUUUGUAGUUGCUACAUUUAAAACAAAGAAGUUGUAGUUAACUAGAAAGAAAAUGUAGUUUUUCCAACCACUGACUUGUAGUAAGAAAAUAUUUGAAUACCUGAAAACUAUUUUAAGAUUAAAUAAGUUUUUGGUUCUUACAAGAAAUUAGGCAAGGGUCUUCCUCAAGAAAUUGGUUAAAGUUCUUACUUAAAUCAAUUUCUUGUUUCAAUAACAACACAGUUUCGUAUGCAAUCUUUUGGACAUGCAUCCAAGCACUAAAUUGCUUUUUCUAAAAAUCUUUCACCUAGUAAUUCAACUUUUCAAGUAAUGCUAUUUGUCUAGAUUAUUAUCAGGUAACCUUCUUAUUUAAACCUUAUAUUUAUUCUUAUUUGUUAACAACUAAACACUUUAAAAAAAAUUAUUAUUAUUUUUUUUUUUUUGUAACAUUGGGUCAGUUAUCAGGAAUGUCCAGAAUUGGCAUCUUUUGAUUUUAAAAUUUUUUUAAAGAUAUUUUAUAAAUCUUUUGCAAUAAUUUACAUUAAUUCCUGUUUAUAGACAGUAUUAUAAAUUGACUUUAACAUUUUGACUGUAAAUUAAACUAAAUCUUGUUUUUUUUUUUUUCCAACGACAAAAAACUGGAUGUAUUGGCCAUUUUCCUUCUCCUAGUACGAAGUAACCUUCAUGUGAAAUUGGAGAAGGCAUGUCACCUGGGCUGUGUUGAGGAAUGGUGUUACUCAUUUACCCAGGGAGCACGUAUGCAUUAAAGAUGCCAGGGAAACGAGUAACACUACUCCCCAGCUUAAUUGUUGUCACAGCUUAAAGUUUAGAGCUGUCUUGUGCUUUUCACCUUUUGAGAAUUUCUUCUAAACAUAUGCAGUUUUUUAUAAAGUUGUUAAUAAACUUUUGCAUUUAAAGCUACUUAGUAGUGUGUUAUGUCGCGAGAUAAUCAUGAUAAUUUUGUUGCCAAAAAUCGGUUGAAACUUCAUCUCAAUACGAUUGAGUUACACUGAUUUGAAAAAAUUGCCAACCGUCGAAGCUUUGCCACUCAAACCCUUCUAAGUCCAUACUAAACAGUUUAGAAGAAAACUGUGCUAAUGAUUACAGUGCUGAGGGUAGGUUGAGCUGUUUCAGUGAGUUUUGGAAGCAUUAAAAAAAAAUCAAAUUAAGGGUAGUGUACAGACAUACAAUUGAGAUUUCCUGCAAUGCAUUUUUAAUUCUUGCCUAAUUUUAUUUCAUUGUGAACUCUGCCAGAUUAGAUGCAAAGUGUUUCAGUUUGUAAAAUAGUAAAAAAAAAUUUCUUUAUUUUUACACUUUUAUCAAUAUAUUGAUUAAAUUUCACCAAGUUUAAUCAAGUUAAGAAAUAUAUUCCAAAACCUAUAAAAGUUAGUAAUAGU